This is a messenger RNA of Aspergillus campestris IBT 28561, 678 nucleotides long. RefSeq lists its product as uncharacterized. The transcript has a single exon. Lineage: Eukaryota; Fungi; Ascomycota; Eurotiomycetes; Eurotiales; Aspergillaceae. The annotation marks the transcript as partial. The record is from RefSeq and is a predicted model, not a curated record.
GAUACACGCCUCACAGCCGACCAGAUCAAAGAGUACAUGCAGGAGCUGCGCCCAGAGCAGUUAUCCGAGAUCAUCGCUGAGGCAGCGCAGCGCCACCCAGACGUGGGGGAGAUGGUGCAGCACAGGGUAGAGCAGCAGCGCGCGCAGGAGCGGCGACGCGUGCUGAACUUUGACAGCUACUCUCGCCACAUCUGGAAGGUGAUCAACGUGUCGUGUGGGGGGAUGAGCGACAAUAGGCAGUGUGAGAUGGCGCUGAGGGUGAUCGAGCAGAUCGAGCGGGCGGUGGACAAUAUUGUUCGGCAUUGCGGGGAGCACGCGAGGCCGCAGACGCGGUGGAAUGGACUGUCUGUGUUGCGCAAGAUUGGGAAGACUUUGGCGUUUAGUUGCCAUAAUAUGUUUCAUCAUGACGUGCAGGAGACAUUUCAGUGGGAUACGUUCUUGGAAGAUGGGAUGCUGGAGAUUUUGGUGGCCAUGAGCAGGGAGGAGAAGGCGGAAAGUCGGAGAGAUGAGUGGCCAGAAGCGUUGUGGCCGAAGUUGGUGGAAUUGGAUGGCUUGCGCCAGCAGCACGGUAUAUUAAUAAAUAUGGAGCAAGUUCUCAAUGAGUUGAACCGGGUGGGCACCGAGGAAGAAAUAUUGGAGAAUGGGGGUGAUGAUAAUGACUCGCGGAGUACUGACUGA